AUGAUAAAAAUAAAUAAAGUACUCAAUAUUAAUAUUAAUGAUAUUACUAAUGAUAUUAAUGUAUUUGAGAAGCAAAAUAAAGCAAAUAAUAAUCUAGGGAGAUUAGAAAUAAAAAGAAAUAAAUGUUGUUUUCAUAAAAGAACAAUAACAAAAUAUGAAAAUACAUAUACAAUCUCUUUAGACAAAUAUAUUUUUAUAUGUGUCCUUCAGGAUAAUAAGUGGAAACUGUUCAGAUACAACUUUUCUCAUAAAAUUAAUAAAUGUAUAUGUAUUAACAAUUUGAAUUUAUUAAUAAUACAAAAGAACAAUAAAAUUGUUAUCAAGGAAUUUAAAAAAAUAGACAAGAAUAAUCCCAUAAAUGAUAUAAAAUUAUUAAGAAGACAUUCUUUUGUUAUAAGUAUUUAUUUUUUCUAUGUAUACAAUGAUCAUAUCUAUAUUGUUGAAAAACUUGGAAAAUUAAUGGAACUUAAUAUAAAAGAAGCACUUAAUCCUUCUUCUUCAUUUAAGGAAAUAAAGGAUUUUGAUUUAAAAAAAAAUGAUGAAAUUUAUUUUAAAAUUGAAAAUAAUAUUAUUUUAAUUAUAGCUUAUUGUGAUAAUAAAAAAGAAGACAUUAAUAUAAUUAUUUAUAACUUAAAAAGUAGAAAAACUAAAUAUAUAGAAAUAAGCAUGUCCUAUUUUAAUAAAAAAGAAGAUGUUAAAAGAAAUAUUGAAUAUAUCACUUUGAAUAAUAACUACAUAGUUGUGUUAUUUAAUUCUAAUGAUUUUAUAAUUUUGAAAAAAAAUAACGAUACUAAUAAUUACGAGAUUUAUAAAUACCUUGAUAAAUAUAAAUCAAGUCAAUUGAAAUAUUUUAACAACAAAAGUCUAAAAGAAGUAGAAUGUUAUUCUUCAGAAUACAUAAAAAAAAUAAAUAAAAUUUCUUCUAUAUACUUAAAUGAAGAUAAUAAUUUAUUCCUAAUUUAUAGUGAUAUUUUUUUACCAGAUUUAUAUAUUAACAAAAAUAAAUUUAAAUAUUUUUCAUUUGUUCAAAGUACAGGAAAUAUAUUAAAUUCUUAUUGUAAAAAAUUGACAAAAAUUCUUUUUUCAAAGUUUCAUAAAAAGGAAAAAUUCAACAACAAUUCACUUCUAUAUGAUGUAAAUGAACAAUUAAUUGAGAGGACUAACAUUAAUAUGUGCACUCUAAAUAUUUUAGAUGAACAAAUUAGCACAUUAGAUAUAAAUUAUAAUGAUGAGAUAUACUAUUUAUAUAAUAAUACUAUCAAUAUUUUAAAAGAAAGAUUAACUGAAAUAAAUGAUAAACAAAAAAAUCAAGAAAUACAGUUGGAAGAAGUUUUACAUAUUCCUGUUCGUUUAGACAUAUAUGAAAUAAAUCAGAAUAAAAUCAAAAUACUUAAUAAUGAAAUGAAUGAUAAUAUCUCUGAAAAGGGAUUCCUAAAUAUGGAUUUUUUAAAAGAUAUAACAAAAAACAAAAAAAUAAUUGAUGAUGAUAAUAUAUGCAAUAAUAUUUAUUUAUGUGAAAUAGAUAAACAUUUUUUAAUUUUAGAAAAUCAAUUAGAUGAUUUUAAUUUAACCCUAUAUGAAGUAAAUUUUUUAAAUAAGAUAGAAUUAUUAAUAUAUCAAUUUUUUAAUAAUUAUUAUGAUUCUAUUUUAUUAGCGGAACGUAAACAUUUUAGUUUAGUUCAUCAAUUUUUUGUUUAUUCAAUAUAUGAUUAUAGUGGAAGAUACUUUGAUUCUCCUUUAAUUGAUUAUCAGUGUUUAUUUAAAAUUAAAAAUAUAUUCCAUUUUCUUGAAAGAGCAGUUAAAUAUGAUCCAUUUACAUUCAGGAAUGAAGACGAUGAGCAAAUAAAUGAACUUUUGAAUAUAAAAAAUAAUUCUUAUAAUAAAUAUGAAAACAUAUUAACUAAUUUAAAUAUAGAUGAAGAGAAUAGUAAUUAUCAUAAUUUAUUUUAUAUACUUAAUGAAAAUUAUACAUCUUCUUCGAGAUAUGUGAAUAAUUAUUACAGUGUAAAAAAAAUUGAUACUACACCUUUGUAUAAAAAUAUUGAUAUAAAUAUACAUUUAUAUAAAUUAGAAAAUGUUUUAUAUUCAUCCUUAAAAAGAAUAAAUUAUAUAUUAGAAGAGGAAAAUCAAUUAACAGAUUUAUUAAGUUCGGAUGAAAGUGAAGAUGACGAAGAAAAUACUAUAAUUAAAUUAACAAAAAAUAAACUUAAAAAAAAUAUAGAGACAAAAAGAAAUAUAAAAAAAGAAUAUGAAAAUGAAGAUGAUUCAAAUGAUGAAAAAGAGGAUGAUGAAAGCUGUAUAAGGAAAAUAUGGGGAUUAUCAAUUAAUGAGGAAGAAUUAGAUGAAUAUGAUUCUUCUUUAGAUUCAACAGAAAAAAAAAAAAAUGAAAAAGAGGAAACAAAAUAUAAGUGUUAUGAUUUUCAUGAUAUAAAUUUAAAUAAAAGUUAUGACUAUUCAACAAAUAUAAAAGAAGAUGAAAUCUUAAAAAAAAAAUUAAUGAAUUAUAAAAAGGAAAUAAUGAAUCAAAUAUAUAAAUAUAAAUUAUAUAGAUAUAUAAUGAAAUUAUUAGAUAAAGAAAGAAGUAGUAGUAGUAGUAGUAGUCAUUAUUCAAAGUUUGAUGAAGAAUAUAAGAAAUUAAAUGUAGUAAAAUAUAGUAAUAAAAAUAAAUUUUCAGAUAUAUUUAACAUUUUUAAGAAAAAUACAAAUGAUUCAACAAACAUAAAUGAAGGAAAAAGCGAUAAUAAAAUAUGUAGUAAUAAUAAUAAUAACAAUGAUAAUAGUAAAGAUUUAAAUUCAUCUAAUGUUUACAUUAUUAAUUGGACAAAAUUUAAAUAUUAUUAUUCGCCAUUUGAUAUAUUAAAAUACUUUUUAAUUAAUCAAAAUUAUUUUUUGAUAAAAAUAUUUUAUAAAUACUUUAAUACAUUUAUCAAUUAUAAUUGGCAAAAGAUUUAUUAUUAUAUUCCAAUUAAUACAAAUAUUGAAGAUUUUUUCUUCUUAUUACCUAUUAUUAAAAAAACAGAAAGUUAUACGGAUGUCGAUGAAUUCAAUGAUAACAAUAAAAAUACAAUUUAUAAUAAGGAAAUUCAAUAUUCUAUUAUAAAAUCAUCUAAGAAUAUUAAUUAUAUAUUAAAGAAUGGAUAUUCAAAUAAUUUAGAAAGAAGCAGUAAUGAAAAAGAAAAAGAGUAUUCCUUAUUUUCUUAUAAAAAUAGUGAUAUGUUAUAUAUUGAAAAUUAUGAUAUAAUGUGUAAUGAAUGUGUUUUUUUUGAGUUUUUUAUAAAUAGAAGUAUUAAUAUAAUAAAAAAAACACAUUUAAUUAAAAGUCGUCUUUUAGCGUUUGUUUAUAUUUGUCUGAAACAUAUAAAUGAUAAUAAUGUAUAUAAAAUAUAUAAAUAUGAUAGUGAAUUAAAGAAAUAUACUUUUAAUGAAAAAUAUUUUCUUGUAUCCGAUAACAAUAUUUUAAAUAAAAAUAAAAAUUAUUGUAAUACAUUCACAGAAGAUUAUGACGAAAAGAGAAAAAACUCGGAAGGAGAAAAUAUAGAUAUGAAUGAAGAAAAUAAUGUAACCAAAUUUAAUUUCAAUGAUACUAUGUUUAUAAAAAAUAAUUUGUAUGUUAAUUUAAAAAAAGAUAAAAUCCCAAAUAAAAAUGUUAUAUUAAUGUAUAGCCUUUUUAUUCUUAUUAAAAUGUAUAUUGUUUGUAAAGAGAAUAAUAAAAAUGUAAAGUUUGAUGAAUUUUUAGAAAUGGAUAUUUACGAUAGAUUAUGUUUAAUCUUAGAUUUUGAUAUAAAAUACUUAUCUAAUGAUUACGAUCAAGAAAAUUAUGUAAAAAAUUUUUACGAUAAGUUUGAAGAUAUUUUAAAAAAUUAUAAAUAUAUCGAUGAACAUAUAAUAACAACAAAUGAAAAUUAUAUAAUUUUUGAUAAAGAUUUAGUUAAUUUAAAUUAUAAAAAAGCAAAUAAUUUUUUAGAAUGUUUAUAUAUAAACAUUUUAUAUUCAUCACAACAACUUUUUAUAAUAUUUUGUUUAAAAACACUGAAAAUAUUACAAUCAAAAAGCUUUUGUUAUGGUUACCAAAAAUCUAAUAAAAGCAUAUCAUCCUUAUUAAGUGAAAACUUAUAUGGAGAUAAGAAAAAAAAAAAAAUUCAAAAAAAAGCAGCUGAAUUGGAUAAGGUUUUAAUUUUUUUAAAAAAUAUUUACUUUAUAUAUAAAAAUAAAAUUAUUUUUAAUCAUGAUUAUGAAUAUUCCUUUUUCUUUUUAAUAAUUUUUUAUAAACACAUGAAAAUAAAUUUACUAUAUUUUAUAACUAUAUUUAAUGAUUUUUAUCUUCUUUUGCCUAAAAAAAUUAAAAUAGAUAAAGAACAGUCAUUAUUAGAUAGAAUACAUAUGAAAAAUUAUUUGUGUUCUAAUAAAAAUAUUUCAGAUAGUAAGGAAGAUACUAAUUUAUUUAAUUUAAUUGAUAUUUUUAAAACAAGUGAUAAUUAUAGUAGUUCUGUAAUUUUUGAUGAAUAUUUGGAUCAUAUUGUUAUUUAUUAUUAUGAUGCCAUUAAAAAGAAAAGUGUGGAGUUACAAAAAAAUUUUGAACAAGAAGAAAAAUUAGAUUAUUGUAAAUUAUUAGAAAGGUAUUUAGAUAUGUUUGAAAAACAUUUAAAUGCAUUAGAAAUAGUGAAACAUUUUAAAAAAGAUUUUAUUAAUCAAGAAGAUGAAUUAAAAAUAAAUAUUGAUAUAAUUUUAAAUUCAAAAAAUAAUUUAAAAAAAAGUAUAUUAAAUAUAUACAAAUUAUUUAAAAUAAUUAUAUUAAACACUAAAUAUAAAGAUAAUAAUUUUACGAAAAAUUGUUUACAAUUAUAUUACAAUUUAUUUUUAUCCGUUGAUUUAUAUUUGUUUUUUUUGAUUAUAUUUUAUAUAAUAUUAUUUUAUUCUAAUGAUUUCGAAUAUUUAUAUUCCUUUAUGAAAUUUUAUAAAGAAUAUAAACAUUUAGAUAUAAAAGAAUAUAGUUAUAUAAUAAAUUAUUUAAUUAUUAACAGAGUAAAAAGUAUUACCAUAUAUGAUAAGUUUAUAGAAUUAUAUAAUUUUUUAAGAAAAGUAUAUUCUUUAGAAAAUAUUUUUAAUUUAAAAAAGAAUGAUGAAAUAUUAACAAAUUUAAGAAUAUUAUACUAUAUACAAAAUUUCAUAAAUAAGAAUAAGUAUGUAAUAUUACCAGAAGACAUGAAUACACAGAAAAAAAUUUCAGAAUCAAAUGAAGAUAUAUAUAAAUCUUUUUCUAAACUAAUUGCACAAACUUAUGAAAAAAAUAGUAAAAACAGAAUAAAAAAAAAUUAUGUAAAUGAUAAAUUUUCUAUUUUUUACAAUAAUAUUUUUUAUGAUAGUUACAUAAAGGUGAAAAUGGAAACAAAUAAAUUUAAAAUAUUUAAAAAUAUUGUUGAAAAUAAUCUAAAUGUAUGUUGUAACUAUAGAAAAACUAUCAAUUUAAUAAAAUUACUAAAUAUAAAUAAUGAAGUUUUGUGUGAUACUAUUCUGUAUAUUAUAUAUAUAUUACAAAUAAAAAAAGAAACUAAAAUGUUACAAUUUUAUUUAAUUCUUUUUAUAAUUUUAUUCCAAGAUAAAAAAUUAAACAAAAAAUAUAAAUUAUUUCUUGAAAAUGUUAUCAUAUAUUAUAGUAAAUUUUCAGAACAAUCAAUUAAUUAUAUAUAUAAUUUUUCUAUGUUUUUUUUUUCUCAUUUAUCUUUAAAUUAUUCUCUAUAUUUAAAUACAAUUUAUAAAUUAUUUUUAAAAAAAAAACAAUUUCUAACCAAAAGAAUAAAAAAAAACUAUGAAAUAUAUCAACUUCAUAAUUUUACUUCUCUAUAUCAUUUUUUAAGUAAACAAUUAGAUGAAACAAAAAUAAAAGAAAACAAGUAUUUUGAUGAUAAAAUUGAAAAAGGCCUACAUCAAAAUAAAAUAUUUGAUUUGUUUAAUAAAAAAAAUAAUAUUCAAAAUAAUAAAAAAAAUCAAUAUUCUCAAAAUAUAUUAUCAAAUACAACAGAUAAAAUAAUAAAGGAAAACACAGAUCAUUUCAUUCAUAGUAAUUGUAAAAAUGAACAGGUCAGAACUUAUUCUGAUAAUAAAGAAAAUAAUGUUAUGAAAAAUUUUGAUGAAAAUAUAAUGGAAGUUGAAAAAGAUACCUUCAAAAAGCAAAAAUUGGAAAAUUAUUUUGGUUUAAUUAAUCAUAAUGAAAUAAAAGAAAAUGACAUGCAUAGAAGUGAAUUUAAUUUAAAUAAUGAAAUUAACAAUAACCAUAUUGUGGAUAAUAAAUACGAAAAUAAUAAUAAUAAUAAUGAAAAAGUAGAAUAUUUAAAUGAAAUUCAAGUAAGUAGAAACAUAUCGGCGGAUUAUGAAGAAAUAAAUUCUGAAAAAUUUGAAGCAGAAAUUGAAAGUGAUGAUAAAAACAAUGAAAAUAAUUUUGGUUAUAUAAAUGAAAAUGAUAUUGAUGAAGAUGAUUAUGAAGAAAAUUAUUUUGAUGAAAAUAUUUUGGUCGAAUAUGAUAUUAAUGAAAAUGAUACUGAAGAGAGUAAUACUGAUGAAAAUAAUAAUGAAACAACAACUUUUGAUGAUAGUUGUAGUAGUGAAAAUUAUAGUGAUUUAAAUAAUUUUAUUAAAAAUGAUAUGAAUUACGAAGAGAAUAAACUAAAUGAUGAAUAUGAAAUUGAUAUUAAUGAAAAUAUAAACGAAAAAAAUAAAUUUGAUGAAGGUUCUUCAGAGAAUUUUUAUUAUUAUAAUGAAAAAAACAAAUGUGUUAGAAAUGAAGAGGAAAUAGCAUUAAAUUGUGAAAAAAAUAAUGAAAGUUAUGUUUAUUAUGGAAAUAAUAGAAACAAAAAAAAUAAGAUAAAUUAUAAAGAAAAUUCAAUAAAUGAUGAAGGAAAAAAUUCUGAAAAAGGUUUUAUCAAUAAUUUAAAUAAAGAAAAUUUUAAUAUAUUUUACACAUGUAAAGGGAAUAAUAAAUUUUUAAAUGAUAAAAGAGAACAUUAUGAUUUAAUCUAUUUCCAUAUAAAAAAAAUUAAUAACGAAAUAAAUAAAUACAAUGUUAGAAAAUGGGAUACAGAUAAUAUUUUUAAAACAGUAAAUAAAAUUAAACAUAUGUUUAAAAAAAAAGAAGAAUUUAAAGAAAAGGAUAAUUUAUUUUUACAUUCCUUUAAUUUGAAAAAUAAUUUUAAAAAAGAAUAUACUAAUAAAAAAAAUUACAUAUAUCACUCUUUAAUUAAUAAUGACAUUUACUUUGCAUUUAUAUAUAUAUUAAGUGUUGAAGAUUAUUCUUUUGUUUAUACAUUUAUAAGAAAUGUUAUAUUAAAUAAUUUUAUUUUAAUUAAUAGAAAAAUUGAAAUAAUUGAUAUCACUUUAUUAAGUAUAUAUAAUUUUCACAUAAUGAGUAAGCAAAAAUAUAACAUUAGCGAAAAUAAUAAAAAUAAAAAUACGUUUCUACAAAAAAUUGUUUGCUUAUUAAUUAUUAUGAGAUAUUUAUUAUUUAGUCUGCAUAUAAAAAGAAUUGAUAAGGUAAAUAUAAAAAAAUUGUUUUUUGAAGACAACUAUAAAAAAAAUAUAGUAGAAAAUUUAGAUAAAAAAUCAUGUGAUGAAAUUUUAGAAAUUCUAAUAAAAACUGCUGAUAUUUCUAAAGUGAAUUUACUAGAAAUUAAUUAUGAACUGAUAAAAAAGAAAAACUAUUUAAUUUAUAAUAUAGGGGUAUUUGAAGAUAACAAAGACCUUUUAAGCAAUUUUAAUAUAUUCAAAAAUAAUGCAUUCAAUGAGGAAACAAAAAAAGAAAAGAGAUUUCAAUAUCUGUUUGAAAUAGAAACGGAAAAAGAAAUUCUAAAUCAAUUUCAAAAAAAUGAAAAAAAUUCAUUGUUUCAUUAUAUAUUAACAAAUUUUAAAUACUUAAAUUUUAACAUAAAUUUUGUAUAUAAAAUUUUAUAUUAUAUAUAUGAAACGUGUUUAUAUAAUAUAUGUUCUUCAAUAUAUUUUAUAAAAGUAUCUUUUUAUAAUUUUAAUUUAGGAAAUAUUUUCUCUUCUGUGUCAAAAAUAAUUAAGAAGUUACCUCAAUGUGAAAUAAUAAACAAACUAAUUGAAUUAAGAUAUGUUUUUAUAUAUUUAAAUGAAAUGCAAAUGACAAGAUUAGAAAACCAGACAAGGGAAAAGGUUAAAGAAAAUGAAAAUAAAAAUGACACAAAUAAUUAUAAAAAUGAAAGUUCUAGUAAUAACAAAAUAAUGGAUAAAGUAAGUAAUACUCAUAAAAAUAAUAUAUCGUUUGAAUGUUGUUGUGAAAUAUCAAAAGAUAAUUUAUUUGAUACUAUGCUUAUAAUAUAUAAUACAAAAAUAUUAAAUAAUUUUAAUUUUCAGACUAAUCAAAUAAAAAAUAUAUAUUCAUCAUCUGAUGAAAAAGAUAUAGAAUUUUUAAAAAAUAGUAAUAUAGAAAUUUAUAAAUUGUCAAAGAAAAAUAUAUAUGAUUAUUAUAUUUUUUUAUUUAAAAAAUUAAAUAUAAAACCGUAUAUUUAUGAUUUAUGUUUUUUAUUAAGGAAUUUAAAUAUAUUUUUUCAUUCUUUUUUUUAUUUGAGUGAGAAAAAUUAUGAUAAUGUAAACGAAUUAUUUGAUCCAUCUGAAGAUGAUUAUUUAAAAUUUUUAUUGUUAAUAUUAUUAAAGAAAAAUUUCUCAUUAUUUGAAAAAAUAAAAAAUAUUGAAAACAAUGUUUAUAGAUAUUUUUAUUCAAAUAAAAAAUAUCAUGACAUAUUUAUGAAGUUUUUUAUGUUUCAUAUUUUAUUAAAAUUAAAAAACGAAAAUAAUGAUUCAUUAAAAAUAUUUAAUAUUUUAAAUACUCAAUUUAUUGAUAUUAAGUAUAAUAUAGAAUUAGAUUUUAAUAAAUUGGUUAUUAUUGGCAAAAAAAAAAUGAAUAAAUUUUUAAAUUUUUAUAAGUUUAUGGAUAAAUUUAAUAUUUAUUACUCAGAAGAAUUCUUAAAGUUAAUUAUAGAUAAUAUAUAUAGAAUAGACAUCUUAUUUGUUCUACUUUUGUAUAAAAAAAAUAAAAAAAUAAUAGAAUACAUUAUUUAUAAAAUAUUGAUUGUACUUUUUUUUACACAGUUUUCUAAAUAUCAAAAUAUUUCAGUAAAUACUUUUUUUCAUUUUGUUUUUUCAAAUAUUAGAAAAUCACAUUUAGAAAGAUACCCAUUUCUUGAUAAAAUAUUUAAUGAGGAGAAUUAUUUACUUAAAGAAAAUAACAACUAUAUAGAUAAUUACGAUAAAAAUUGUAAUAUAAACAUUAAGAGAAAUUUAAGUAUCAUGAAAAGUGAACCUGAUACAUAUAAUGAUAUCGAUAAACAGUUUACCAUUAAUAAAGAUGUUCAUAUAGAUAAAAAUAUGAUUACUGAUGAUGAUAUUGAUAUUAAUAAAACAAAUAAAAAUGAAAUAAUUAAUAUUGAAGAACAUAGUGAUAUAAAUAUUAAUAAAAAUUUUAGCCUUGAAAAUACUAACAUUGUUGAUAUAAAUAAAAAUAUGAACAUUGAUGAAAUUAAUAGUAUUCAUAUUUCUAAUGAUAUCUACAAUGACAAAGAUGCUAUUAUAAAACACAACAGUAUUGAUGAACAAUUUAAUGCUUUUGAAGGAGAAAAAAGUGGAAAUGAAAAAAAAGAAAAUUUUUUUGAAAUAAAUGAAGAAAAUUGUAAGUUAAUUAUUAAUUUUUGCCAAAAUUAUUUGAGUCAAGAAAAAAUUAUAAGAAAUAUAAUAAAAAAUGAAUUAAAUAGUUUAGUAUUUUUAAAGUUUUCAUAUAAUGUUAAAGUUUUAAGCAUGUAUGAAAAAUCAAAACAUAUAUAUAAUUACCUACAUAAUUUAAAAAAAUGUAAUAUUUUUUUUUCUAUUAAAAUAUUAGUUAAAAUGUUUUUAAAAACCAAGAUGAAACAGAGAAAUUAUAAUAUUUAUCAUUUUUUUAUAAUAAUCCAUAUUAUUUAUUAUAUAAAAAAAAAUUUAUUUGUAAGAAAAAAAGAUGGCAAAAUAGAUAAAGAAUACAUGGAUUUUUACUUCAAAAAUGAUGCCGAAAUUAAUGAAGAAUUUUAUAGAAAUAAAAAUAUUAAUAACGAUAGUGAAAUAAAUCACUUCAAUGAUGAUACAUAUAAUUUAGAUAACACAAUUACUAAUAAAUUAUACAUAAUAAAGAGUUUAAUAAUAUUACUACUUAUUAAAUUAACAAAUAUAUUUUUACCUUCCAUAAAUAAAAUAUACUUUAAUAAAACUAAAGAUUAUAUAUUUAUUGAUUGUAAUGAUGAAAUUAAAUUAAACUAUAAUAUAAGUGAUUUUAUAUUUUUAAUUUUGAAUUUUAUUAAUAUGAUUUAUGCAAAAGGAUACGAAUUUAUCUAUAUAAGUUUAUUAUUUUUAAUGGAAUAUUGUAUUGAAUUAAUCUGUGAUAAUAAUGAUAUAAAGCAUAUAAAUAUAUCUAAUAUAUUAGUUAUUAAUAAAACAGAAAACUUAAUAAAUGAAUACAAAAAAAAUUAUGAUUUACUUGAUGAUAAAAAUAAUAUAUUAAAUUUUAUAACAAAAGAAAAUUAUGAUAAAAUAAAAAGCAUGUUAAGUUCAAUAUAUUUAAAAAUACUUAAAAAUUGUGAUAAUUCUAUUCUGUUAGCUUGUAAAAUUAUGAUUGGUAAUAGAUUAAACCUAGAAGAUGAAAUGGAUUUAUUUAAAGUCAUAAAAAAUGAUUUUCUUUUUUUUUUUACAUAUAAUAGUUCUAUAUUAAAAUCAAAUAAGCAAAAUAUAUUGUUACAAAACAACUUAAAAAAAUUAGUUAAAGAAAAAAAUGAUUUUUUCCAUACAAAAAUUUCUACUUUUAUUAAAAUACUUUUAAUAAUAAUGACAUAUAAUAUAAAUUCUUUUAAAGAUUCAGAAUACUAUCAAACAAUUAAGCAAAUUAUUAAUGACAAUCAGUGGUUUUCCAUAUUCAGUGGGUAUUUUGUUAAUGAAACGAAUGAAUUAAGUUUUCUUUGCAAAAAUAAAAAGAAAGAUAAUGACUGUUCUUCUGAUAGUAGUUGUUCUAUUGAAUUAAGUGAAACCUUAAAAUUUGAUUCUCUUAAUAUUACUAAGAAUAAAAGUGAAACAAGUAAAAGAGACAAAAAUUCUGAUGAAGAAAAUUAUAAAAAUGUUCAUAAGGAAAAUUUUAAUGAUCAAUUUAAAUCGUUAUAUUUAUUAAGUUCUAAUGAAACCAAAAGUCCUAAUGAAAUUUUUAAUAAAAGCAGAAAUAAUAAUAUCUUUUCUCCAUGUCAAAAUGAAAUAGAAAAAUUUGAAAAAUUAUAUGAUGAAAAUGAUAAUAGUGAAAAUAAAGAAAGAAAGAUUGAAUUCAAUAAAAGAUUUAAUGAUAAUUUAUUUAAAAGUAAUAAUGAAAACUUUUAUAUAAAUGAAGAGUUAUCGGAAAAAAAAUCAAGUGUGUUUAAAGAAAAUGAUAACGAAGUAAGUAAUGAGGAAGACGAAUUUUUUAAAUAUAACAUUUCUAAAACACAAAAUGAUAUUUUGAAUGAAUAUGGUGAAGGAUUUUUAUCAUUUUAUAUAAACAAAUUAAAUAAUAAUGAAAAUUGUGAUAAGUAUUUUAAUACAAUUUAUAAAAAAUCUAAAAUGAUUAAUUUAAUGGAGUACUGCAAAUAUAUAUUAAAGUAUUGGAGAAUUGAAAUGGAAAAUGAUAAAAAAAGUGAGGGAAUUCAAAUUUUAAUAUUUUUUGCAAAUUAUUUUAAUUUUUUUCAGAAUUUUAUAAAAUAUAAAAUUAUUUUAAAAUUAUAUAUUAAUAAUAAUUUACAUGAAGCUGAUGAAAUUUUAGGUAAUAAGAGUAUGUGGAAUUGGUAUAGAAAUGAUACGAAAAUAAAAAGUAACAUUGAAAAUUAUUUAACAAAAGAUAUUUCUUUUAAUAAUUUUUUUGAUAAUAUAGGAAGUGAUAAAUUUUUGAAAAAUUUAAGUAAAUUUCGUCAUAAAAAUAAUUUUGAAGUAAAAAAUUUCUAUUUAACAAAUUUCCGAAACAAUAAAUAUAACAAAAAGUAUCUUAGAAGUCUUUAUAUGCAAUAUUAUACUUUCACUAAAUUUAUAAAAAAAAAUAAUGGAGAGGAUAUUGCAGAAUUUAACAUUAAUAAUAACAAAAAAGAAAAUGACUAUUUUAAUAAUAUGAAUGACUUGCAUAAAGAACAAAAUAAUUCAAAUGAACAAGGUUAUGAUUGCAAUGUAUUUCCUUUAUUUUUCUUAAGUUUUUUAGAAAUUUACAAAAAUACCAUUGAUGUUUAUGAUUUUUAUUAUCAAUCUAUCAUUUUUAAAUUGAUAAAUAAUCAUGAAUUAAAUAUAAAUAAAAUACAAUUACUUUAUCAAGAUUUGCAAAAAUAUUUUCAAAACAAAUUAAGUAACUAUGAUUUAUAUUUGAUGCUUUUUUAUUAUCAGUACUUUUCUUUUCAAUCAAUUUAUAAUUCUAAUACAAAUAUUAAUUUUUUGAAUAAAAGCGAACAAAAAUUAAUAUUAUACAUAUGGAUAAAAUAUACAAAGUCACUUUUAAAAGAAUAUAGAUGCUAA
This is a messenger RNA of Plasmodium gallinaceum, 12543 nucleotides long. Its product is annotated as conserved Plasmodium protein, unknown function. Lineage: Eukaryota; Apicomplexa; Aconoidasida; Haemosporida; Plasmodiidae. The record is from RefSeq and is a predicted model, not a curated record. The coding region runs from base 1 to 12543 and encodes 4180 amino acids. The transcript has 4 exons.